UUUUGCGUGGGUUGUUUUGAACAAAAUCUAACACAAACACCAUGGCCAAAGGGAAAAAACGUUCCGUUAAGAAAAAACAACAUUUGCAAAAGAAACAAUUCAAGAAAGAUAAGUUAAAGUCAUCACACAAACGCGGCAGAGUUUUAUUUGGAAGCGCAAGCACCAGCACCAGCACGUGCAAAACAAACGGAGUGACGGCAGCAACAACGCUCAUUAUACUCGGCAAUACAGCAGGGAGCAGCAGCAGCAGCAAGAUGGCGCCGCAGCGCUUUCAAAAGAUUAAGGACAAAUCGGUGAAGAAACCUCUUAAGCGUUUGGCUGCCAAACAACACAAGAAGGAUCGCACUUAUACACAAAAGCUGGCAAAUUCUUUAAAGCGUCGUGCUUUGAACUCCGCUGCCAAUCAUAAUUUUAAGCGCAAGCUUAAUUUCCAAGCAAAUGUUAAGCAAGCAGCUGAACUAGUACAGAGUGCAUUACCCAAGCCAAAGUUUUAUAGAAAUACAAAGGCAACGGAUUGGCCAAAGCUGCGCAAUGACACCAUUGAAGAAGGUGAAAUUAUAGAAGAGAUUGGAAGCAGCGAUGAUGAUGAUGAUUGCUACAUAACAAAAGUGCAUAAGAAUUUAGUGCCAAGAGUAGAGCUUGUGGAUGAUUCCAGCAGUGAUGAGUCAACAUCAUCACCAUCAGCCAAUGGCAGUAACUUUGUCGUGGAUACCAAACGAGAAGCGCUGCUGGCUUGGUCAACAACUAACAAAUGUAAAGUCAACUAUGCGGUAAAGAAUAAUUGCAUUGUACUGGAUGAUAGCCUUGAACCAUUGACGCCUAGAAAGCGAGGCUUUGUAUAUGAACCGGAAACAGCAGCAAUAAGAGCAGCAGAAGCAGCCAAAGCAACCCCACCAACUAAUCUGGAUGAUAGCGUUAUAAUAGUUGAAGAUCAUAAGCAAACCAACGAUUUUAUACCCUUUUCAAAAUCCGAAUCACCAAAGCAGGUGAUUGUGCCGACCACAAGCAAACCACAGGCAGCUGUAAAAAUUGUAAAAACCGCAGCACAGGCAGCUGUAAAAGUUGUAAAAGCUGCAACGCCAAAACGUCUACGUAUGUCAGAGAGUUUGUUUACAAGCACGGAGCGAAAGAAGUUACUAGAUUAUAAUUCCAAUACGUAUAAUCCAGGCGAAGAUGAUAGUAUUCCUACUAACCACAAACGUUUCAUUAUUAUUGAUGGCAGUAAUGUUGCAUUUGGUCAUGGUUGCUCCAAAGUCUUCUCAGCGGAAGGCAUUAAGUAUUCCUUGGAAUACUUUGAAACUCUGGGUCAUAGUGUUAAAGCAGUUAUACCCCAAUUUCGCAAGAAUCCUCACAAGUCCACAAAUCCAGCGCUUUUGGAUCAACUUUAUAAGGAUGGCAAAAUUGUUUUUACGCCGUGCAAAAAUCUGCCCACUCAACAAAGCAUUAGCUAUGAUGAUCGUUUCAUAUUGCAGCUGGCGUAUGAGCGCAAUGCUGCUGUCGUUUCCAAUGAUAAUUAUCGUGAUCUAAUACACGAGAAUCCCGCAUUUAAGAAAAUUGUAGAAAAUCGGGUCAUUGGCUAUUCGUGGUGUGAUAAUAUAUUUAUCCUGCCAAAGGAUCCGUAUGGCAGAUUUGGCCCACAGUUAGCUGAAAUAUUGCGCUGUUAAGUUAAAAUUGAAUUUAAGUUUUUUUCUUUUGAUUUUCGUUAAUUUAGUUAAGUCUUGA
This is a messenger RNA of Drosophila busckii, 1722 nucleotides long. Its product is annotated as protein NYNRIN. Bases 42 to 1664 code for a protein of 540 amino acids. The transcript is spliced from 6 exons. The record is from RefSeq and is a predicted model, not a curated record. Lineage: Eukaryota; Metazoa; Arthropoda; Insecta; Diptera; Drosophilidae. Gene Ontology annotation, molecular function: mRNA binding; RNA endonuclease activity. Gene Ontology annotation, cellular component: nucleus; cytoplasmic ribonucleoprotein granule.